This is a messenger RNA of Colletotrichum chrysophilum, 867 nucleotides long. RefSeq lists its product as uncharacterized. Lineage: Eukaryota; Fungi; Ascomycota; Sordariomycetes; Glomerellales; Glomerellaceae. The transcript has a single exon. Gene Ontology annotation, molecular function: catalytic activity. Bases 1 to 867 code for a protein of 288 amino acids. The record is from RefSeq and is a predicted model, not a curated record.
AUGACGAAUUCAGCGCCGUCUUCUUGCUACGUCACCACCUCCUUCGGGACCAAGACUCACUACCUCCUCGCCGGCGACCCCUCUGGACCGCCCCUGGUCUGCCUUCACGGUCUGGGAGGCUCGACUGAAACUUUUGAAAGACUCUUGCCAGUUUUACCCAGUUCCUACAAAAUUGCCUUGGUUGACUUUCAAGGUUUCGGCAAGACACCACUGGCCGACCAAACAGGAAAGCUCACCAUCGCGGGCCAUGUCGCCGACUUACACGAUCUCCUCACAUCUCUCCAAGAAUCUCCUCAAAUGCAAACAAAUGCGAGCAAAGCCAUCAUCAUCGGCCACUCCCUCGGCGCCAUCGUCGCGCUGCACUACUCAGCCCAGCAUCCCGACAACGUUGCCGGCCUCGUCCUCCUCGGUCCCGGCCGAGCCAUUGGACAUAUUCCUGCAGCCCGCCAACGCAUGCUUGACCUCGCUGCAAACGUGAGGGAGAAAGGAAUACUGUGCGGAGCGGAAAUGGCGACCAAGUCGAACUUUUAUGAGGACACACCCGACCGCUCGGCCGAUCCUGUGGCGCGAGAGGCCAUUCGUAAAAUGGUUGCUGCAUCGGAUCCGGAGGGAUAUGCUCAGACGUGCGAGGCGCUUGUGAACUUGGAGCAUACGGACCCUGACUAUUCGGCUAUCAAAUGUCCUGCAGCAUUUAUUGCCGGAGAUAAGGACAUGAUUAGUCCCGUCGAACGAUCUCGGGAGCUUAGCAAGCUGUUGAGUGGAGAAAGAUGGGUUGAAGUUGUGAAGAGUGGACACCAGCCUAUAAUCGAGGAUUUGAAAGCUGUAGAGCAAGCUGUCACAGAGCUUCUUGGGAAGGUGGUGAUCUAG